CUGCAGUGCACUCUCCUCCUGGCUGAGUGGAAACAUCAUGAGUCUGCAAGACUUUCAGAGGAACAGCCCUGUUUCUGCGAACUGAAUCUAGAACAACCGAGGCGCACAGAGGAACUGAAGGACGGCGUUUCCUCCUGCCUCAGACCUGGCGAUGCCAUGCUGGCUCAGAGGAAUGGGGUUCCUGCGGGCUGUAAGCCGGUUCGCCUGAAGGAUCACCCUGACCUGCAGGAUGUAGAGAAGAACUCAGGAGGCUGCUGCUCGUUCUCCACCUCCCCGACGUCCGGCGGCUGUCCCUGGGCUCGGCUGGCCGGCGUGGACGGCUGCCUUUCGGAGCCGUACUGCCUCUGGUUCCAGCUCCUGGCCCGUGCCUACUGGGGAGACGUUGAGUUGGGGGUCUCCAGUCCCAACCGCAGCGUGUCCUGGGCUCGUCUCCGGGAAGCAUCCAGGAAGAACUGCGUCCGAUCUCGGGCGAAGCAGAAGGAUGGACGGGAUCAGAGCGAGACGUCGGCCACCGUUACUCCAGGGGCCGAGGAGGAGCCCUUCUCCUGGCCGGGGCCGAAGACGCUCCGCCUGCGGCGAACGUCGCAGGGCUUCGGCUUCACGCUGCGACACUUCAUCGUCUACCCACCGGAGUCGGCGGUCCACAACUCUCUGAAGGAUGACGAGAACGGCAGCCGGGGGAGACAGAGGAACCGUCUGGAGCCAAUGGACACCAUUUUCGUCAAGCAAGUGAAGGAGGGAGGCCCCGCCCACGGAGCUGGACUCUGCACAGGGGAUCGGCUGGUGAAGGUGAACGGAGAAAGCAUCAUCGGGAAAACGUACUCCCAGGUCAUAGCUUUGAUCCAGAACAGCGAUGCGUCGUUGGAACUGUGUGUGAUGCCAAAAGAUGAGGACAUUUUGCAGCUGUUUUCCAGGGAUAUCACUGCUCUGGCAUAUUCCCAAGAUGCAUACCUCAAAGGAAAUGAGGCUUACAGCGGAAAUGCCCAGAACAUCCCGGAACCCCCUCCCAUAUGCUACCCUCGGAUAGAGCUAAAGGCUGCGGCCAUGGCCCAGCCAUCCGACCAGGGAGCAGGAAAAAGAGGGGCCCCUUCAGAGAACAGCUACCGGGUGGAGAUCCCUGUCCCACCGUCUCCUCCUGAUGAUCCUUCACACCAGCAGGUGUCAAAGCCUCAGUUCUCAGCGUCCAUCAACAGCGAGACCAUCAGGACUCCAUCUGUACCCCCUCAUCUGGUAGACAGGGGGUCCCGGCUUAACCGGACCGGACCCAGUCACAGGACGGAAGAAAACCGGUACGAUUCGCCAGCGGAUAGACCCAGACCGCUUAUCUCUAGUCACCCAGGAAGUGCUCAGUUACAGGGCGCUUCCCCAUCAUCAGCCUCCAGACCUGCUACCGUUUUUCCUGAGAUCUCAUCGGCCACGGUCCGGGCUCCUCUCGCUGCUGUAUCAACAGAAACUUUCUCUACAACCACCUCGCCCACUACCAACCACUGUUCCCCCUCCCCUCCGGCAGCAACCACCUCGCCUCACCGGAACAUCGACUGGAGGAACUACACCACCUACAAGGACUACAUCGACGCCAAGAGGCUGCAUACUUAUGGCUCCCGCACCAUCCAGGAGCGCCUGGACAGCCUGCGAGCUGCAGCCAGCUCUACCUCUGCCUAUGCCCAGCAGCAGCGAGCGCCGCUGCCCUGCGCCAAUCAGAAGGGCGCCUCAGGCUCUCCGGUCAGACGCAGAAGUGCUUCAAAUGAUCGCGGGGCGGAGCUUGCUGCCAGUGCUCCACUUCGCAGCGCCUCACAGGAGAGGCUUGGUGGACCACCUGACAAGACUUCUCGGAACUGGCCUCGGAGUGUUUCUCAGGACGCGCUGCCGUUCUCCAGCACCACCAGGGUCAUCAAACCCCGAGCGAGGUCCUGCGACCACAUAGGCCAGCAGCUCGGAGAGCAAAGCAAGGUCUGCUUGGGAGGUAAGGUGGAGGAAAGACAGGAAACAAGCCAGAGAACCCUACCGCCUCUAAACAGGAGUCUCACAGGUCCAGAGCAGGAACAGCGGUCUUUUAACUCGCCAUUAUCUGCUCCUGAUGUUACUAAAGCUCCAAUAGAUUCUGCACUAACGGCGAGAAAGGACGGCCUCAUUAUGAGACCCUCACGUCUCCCUGUCAAAAACUCCCUCUCUGACUUUUCUCCCACCUCGUCCUCCAUUAAAACCACAGAGCCUCUCAGAGACCAAAGAGUGUACGCCAUGGGGAACCACCUCAGCUACUCCUCCCCUCUGAACCUUCAGCUCAGGGGCAGAGCGGACAGUCUGAAGAUGGAGAACAGGUUAGAUUCAGGAUUAGCUGCCAGGUCCUCAUCCUGCUCCGGUUCCUCCUCCAGACUGCCAAUAAACAGACAGAUAAAGAGUGAAGUGAUCACAAUAUCCUCAACCGCAGCUGUCUCCCCAAAGCCAAACGGCAAAGAAACAUGUGCACUUGAGAGGACUAACGGCGGCCUUUCAGAGGGUGUCCAAGGACCUGAUGCAACGGUUGUUGUUCUAAGAAGGGACAAGACCUCUGGAGGUGCCCGUCCUCGUCCUCCUUCCUACGUGUUGGCCAUCAGUGACAAACAGAGAGAGGCAAAGCACAAGUCGCCACCGUUGAUGAAGGCCGGCUCUGCCGAUGGAGCGACGUGCUGGGCGUCCAAUGAGAGCUGCAGGGAGAUUCACCUGAGGAGGCUGGGAGACACUCGACACAAAUCCGGCUCCAGCAACCUGGAUGACUCCCUGGACUCCAUCCCCUUCAUAGAUGAACCGUCCAGCCCCAGCAUUGACCUGGACAGCACGCACAUUCCUGCCUCCGUGCUGAUCUCUACGACGCCCGUCAUCACCACCAUCCCACCCAGCCCCUCGUCUUCGUCUCCUCUGCUUCGACGCCACCUGUCCCACGAUCAAGACGCUCUUCAUCUUACAAUUAUCGGGUCAGACUCCGGUAGUAAAUCUGAGCGGUCCAAGUCGUACGACGAAGGUAUUGAUAACUACCACGAGGAAAGCAGAGGGAGGUCUUUACUUCCUGGUCUGAAAGGUCUGAGGAAGGCUGUAGACAGGUCAUCAGACGAUUCCGGCUCCAGGCUGGAUUCCUCAUCAGACGUCUUCUGUGAUGCAACCAAGGAGGGCUUGCUACAUUUUAAGCAGCUAAAUGCAGAUAAGGGAAAGCGUGUAGGAGGAGGAAAUCGACAGUGGAAACAGAUGUACGGCGUGUUGCGAGGACACUAUCUCUGCCUCUAUAAAGACAAGAAGGAGGGCCAAGCUCACGCCAGCUGCCAGACUAUAGAGGAGCCCCUGCAGAUCAGCAUCAAGGCCUGUCUGAUCGACAUAUCCUACAGUGACACCAAGCGCAAAAAUGUCCUGAGGCUGACCACGUCGGACUGUGAGUACCUGUUCCAGGCUGAGGACCGAGAGGAUAUGCUGGCCUGGAUCAGAGUCAUACAGGAGAGCAGCAAUCUGGAUGAGGAGAACUCAGCUUUCACCAGCCAUGACCUCAUCAGCCGAAGGAUCAAGGAGUACAACACCUUGAUGAGCCCGACGGGCAGCAAGAGCGAGGCGUCCCCCAGAGCUUCACGCCAGUCCCUCAGCAUCAGACAGACGCUGCUAGGAGGUAAAGGAGAGUCUAAAGCAACGAGUCCACAAUCCCCCAAACCUGAGCAGGAGAGGAAGAACAUGCACAAAGAUGACACCAGCCCUCCCAAAGACAAAGGGACGUGGAGAAAGGGCCUCCCUGGGCUCAUGAGGAAACCCUUUGAGAGGAAACCGUCUCCUGGAGUCACAUUUGGAGUCAGACUGGAUGACUGUCCUCCUGCACAGACCAACAAGUUUGUGCCCCUGAUCGUUGAGGUUUGCUGUAACCUGGUGGAGGAGAGGGGGCUGGAGUACACGGGCAUCUACAGAGUCCCUGGAAACAACGCCGCCAUCUCCAACAUGCAGGAGGAGCUCAAUAACAAGGGCAUGGGUGACAUCGAUAUCCAGGAUGAUAAAUGGAGGGACCUCAACGUGAUCAGUAGCCUAUUGAAGUCCUUCUUUCGAAAGCUUCCUGAGCCCUUGUUUACCAAUGAUAGGUACGCUGAUUUCAUCGACGCCAACAGAAUAGAGGAUCCGGUGGAGAGACUCAAAGUUCUCAAGAGACUUCUUCAUGAGCUACCAGAUCAUCACUACGAGACCCUGAAGUUCCUCUCUGCUCAUCUAAAAACUGUAGCUGAGAACUCAGAGAAAAAUAAGAUGGAGCCGAGGAACCUGGCCAUCGUGUUCGGGCCCACUCUGGUGCGGACCACCGACGACAACAUGACCCACAUGGUGACGCACAUGCCCGACCAGUACAAGAUAGUGGAGACGCUUAUUCAGAACUACAACUGGUUUUUCACCGACGAUGGAAAUGGAGAUCCAGUGACCGCCUCCCAUGAAGAGAGCGCCGUGGAGUCUCAGCCCGUCCCCAACAUCGACCACCUGCUCACCAACAUCGGUCGCACCGGCGCGUCACAGGGCGACGUAUCAGAUUCACCAACUAGUGACUCGGCUAAAUCAAAGGGUUCCUGGGGUUCUGGGAAGGACCAGUGCAGCCGAGAGCUCCUGGUCUCCUCCAUCUUUGCUGCCGCCAGCCGGAAAAGAGGGAGGUCAAAGGAGAAGCCGCUGCCUAGCAGCUCGGAUGAUGAUUUCGAUGCCGUUUUUCCCAGAAAGGAAGCUUCUGACCAAAAGCUGAACCACCACUCGCUGCAGACCAAGGCUCUGAGCGAGACCCGCCCCAGCGCCAAACCAAGAGCUGAGGAGAGGAAGGAGAAAGGGAGGAGCGUGGAGCUCGCCUCUAAGGCCAAGAGGGAGCAUAGACACUCGUUGUUCCUGAAAGAAAAGACUCCGCCCAGAAGGCCCUCACCGUCUCCCUCACCGUCACCAGUGAUCAACGAGCAAACUGUCGCUCAGAGGAAGAUCUCCCUGUCAGAUCCUCCGUCCCAGCUGGAUGAAAACACCUCCGACCUCAGCACCAUGAGCUCCGGGGCAUCCAUCCCACGAUCAAGACCAAAGAAGUGGGCCGGUGGAGCGUCCCUGGAUCUGCCUGCAGGCGUUGGACCAGGAGGAGGCGCUGGGACGUCGGCUGGAGCCGAGGUGAGCUCCAUCACCUCCGACUACUCCACCAACUCCUCCAUUACAUUCCUGACCGCCGCCGAGUCGAGCGUUCUCAGUCCGGAGCUGCAGGGCGGAGAGGAGGCCGACGACGAGCGCAGCGAGCUCGUCAGCGAGGGCCGACCCAUGGAGACGGACAGCGAAAGCGAAUUCCCCUUGUUUGCUCCGGGGGGCGGCAGCAGCCAGUCCACGCCUUGUCCGAAGCAGGGUCAGCAGAAAACCGACGCAGGGGCUAAAGGAGGCGCUACGGAGGGGGCGGGCCCACAGAAACAGGAAGUGCGCCGCCUUUUCCCCACACACAGGAUGAUCGAGUGUGACACCCUGUCCAGGAGGUGGUCCCUAAGGCAUAAAACUGAUAGUGACUCAUCAGCAGAGGGCGCUGUGGGGAACGAGGGGAGAGCAGAGUCUGCCAGCAGGUUGUCUCGAGUCUUGGAGGUGAUGAAGAAAGGCCGAUCGUCGAGCAGCAUCAGCUCCUCUUCGCGCAGCGAGUCGGAGCGCGCCGAAUCACCCUGGCACCUCAAAAUCACCGAGCGGCUGAGGUUCAGGAUACGAUCCUCUGCCGACGACAUUUUCACUGCCAAGAGCCCGGCGGUUGAUGCCAGGAGCAAAAAGAAGAACAUCCGGCGGAGGCACACCAUGGGCGGCCAGAGAGACUUUGCAGAGCUAGCGGUCAUCAACGAUUGGAGGGAGCAGGGCGGCGUAGACCAGGCGGCCGAUCUGUCGGCUCUGGACCGCCUCAAACCCAGGUGCUCCUCUCAGGAACUUUCCAUCCGAGACUGGAUCAGCCGUGAGCACCUGAGGGUGUCCGACCCGGGCGCAGAGGCGGCACCUAAAGCGGUGCCGGAGGACGAUCAUCUCAAAGCUUCCGACGUCGUACCUGAAAAACCUCAGCCAACGACGGCGGAGCAGGUCAACGGCGGCGGGGUCCAGGACACAAAUAAAACCCCGCUGGCGCCGGACACUCACCCGCACAAACUCCCCGGAGCGCAAGUCACCCGCUCACGGUUUUACCAGUACCUGUAGGCGGGAGAAACCCACCAGAGCGAGUGUGUUCAAGUGUGAAUGUGUGUAUUUUAGCACAAUAUUUUUAUACUAAAGUAUAAUUUCUGUAUCUAGUGUACAUACUGUGUAUAAGCUCUGAUGAUUGUUACUAAACUAAUAUUAAAGAUCAUUAAGUUUUCCGCCAUACUGGAACAGACACGGAAAGGAAACAUGAACUUUCUCCUGCAGAAAUGACCCGAAAAACUGAAAAAAUAGACGAUUUUUGAGGCGGGAGGAUUCAUGUUUCAGUUCUUCCUCAUUUUGAAGAAUGUAUUAAUCUUUCUGGGCUGAUAAGAGAUGCUUGAGACGAGACCGUCUGUUUCUUUUCUGCCUGUACUUGAAGUACAUAGGAAAACCGACGGCUGCGUUCUGUGGGAAGUUUUAUUUCCACAGCCGGAAAUUAGCUGGAAGAACUGGAGGAUUGUUCUAGAUUUAUCCCCAAACAGGCUUUGAAAUGGUAAUGAGAUGCUGACGCUGUGGUAUGUAAUGCUUUGGUAAAUCAGUUUUUAUUUCCCAGAAAAAGGUCUGUUUUUACAUGUUCGACUUGUUUUUAUCUCUGAAAAAGUGCCUGUUUUGUUUUCAUUUAAAGACCAGUUGUUUUUUUUUAUAAACAGAACGAUUGUUUUAACCAAGAAAUCCAGUUUUCAGUAAAAUCUACUUCUCCAGCAUUUAUUUCUCUCCUGACCACACCUCUGUUUUUGUUUUUUAAAUGUGGUAAAAGGCACCAGCGCCUUUAACUGGAAGAGACUAGAAGAAAGCAGGUUUGAAACCUGUACGAUGCGAAUGUUUGCUGCAGCAGAGCUUGGGUUCAGUGCUGCCCCGUCCCAACAAACACUGGAAAUAAAGAAAAACAUGAAGUCCA
Cyprinodon tularosa is the source of this 7045-nucleotide messenger RNA. RefSeq names its product rho GTPase-activating protein 21. The record is from RefSeq and is a predicted model, not a curated record. NCBI's taxonomy places the organism in Eukaryota, Metazoa, Chordata, Actinopteri, Cyprinodontiformes, Cyprinodontidae. Gene Ontology annotation, biological process: signal transduction. The transcript is spliced from 25 exons. Bases 157 to 6165 code for a protein of 2002 amino acids. Gene Ontology annotation, molecular function: protein binding; phospholipid binding.